UGUCAUUUUUAAGCUUUUUCUUUAUCAUCUGUAUCCUUUCAUUCGUUUUUAUUUUUGUUUACAAAAUUGUAGGGGAUGGUAUUAGGUAUGAAGCCCAAAAUGACUAAGGGCAUACGAGACGAACAGAUGAUAAAUUCGUGUUGGUGCCUUUGUGCUUCGUAGUAAAUCGUAAAUAUAACCCGCAUAAACAUGCCCGAUAGCUGAAGGUAAAUAAAUGAAUGAAUAAUCGCGUAUGAUGAGUCAUUCGCCCGCUUGCACAUUGUUGAACAACCGUUGGAGGCAGACCGUAAGAUAAAUGCAACACCAUCAGUUAUUCCUAUACUUUGCGUAGGCAUAUUUACAUUACAACGGCUUUUUCAUUGUAUUUUCUAUUCGCGUAGAACAAUACCACUUAUCUGUGAUAGAUUUUAUCUAUACGCAAUGUUAGUAUAUAGAUUAAGUGCGAAAAAGUGAGUUUAAUAUGCAAUUGAAAAAGCAGCCUUUUGUUUAUUGAGAAUGGAUAACGCUUUGCCUGCCCCUAAAAAACCCGUUCCCACACCUAGAAGAAGUGUGCAAACAUCACCAGUGAUUCCUAAGCCUGUGGAGCCAGUUACUGUUCAAGAUGAAUCUUCCAACACAAAUACAAACACCCUUACGAAAAGGGUAAGCACAGCCUCAAAGCAAUUAGCUGAGGACAUUGGCAAUCUAGUGAGUGAUAGAAAAAGAGCUGUUAUAGAAGGUACAAGGCAGAGUGUCCGGAAGCUUACUAGGAAGUUCAGCUCAGCUUCUAGGGAAGAUAAUAAUAACUUGGCUGAAUCACCCCCCAAAAAUGAUGAAGAUACCAUCAAUAUCUUCAGUACUAUCAGAUUCAACUCCCCUAUGAAAAAUGGAGAGAGUUUGUACUCUAACGUUGACGGAGAAGAAACAGAGACAGACUACUCUUCUGGGAGUGAUAUUGUAGGCCUUCCCCCUCCAAAUCACCCACCCCCUCCCCCACCUGAUGAGUCAUAUUAUGAUGCUCCUCUUUCAUCUGCAUCUGCAAGCUCUACCCUUUCUACAAAAGAAUCAUCUCCAGAAAAAUCAAAACCAGAGCCAUAUGAAAGCAUUUUUCCUCUAAUGUUGAAAAAGGAUUCAGGUAGCUCCAGUGAUCAGAAUGAAAGCUUAUCUAGAUCAGGUUCCUGGAAAUUUUAUGAUACUGUUACAAAAAGUAGCAAUGAAGAAGUAAAUAUAUACAACAUAGAAGAAAAAGCUGAAGAGGAAGAGGAAAGCAUUUAUGCCAAUAGUAGUGUUGAACAAAACUCGUGUAGUACAGAUUCUGGUAGUUCAAAAGGCGGCCUGAGAAGAAGCUACUAUGAAAAUCAUGAUAUAGUUGUUCCAAAAAUGCCAGCACCUAGACCAUCAAAAAGUGUCAUUAUGCAGUUUGAUCCACUACAAAAACCACAAGAUUCGUCCUUGCCUCCAAAUGACAGCCACAUUAAAAUGUUAGAAGAGAUGUUACAAGGUGACUUAUAUGGUACUAUUUCUGAUGUCAGAAUAUUGGAAGAAUGGAGCCUUUCUGACUCUCAGUCAGAAUCAGAUGCGGAAUUCAUUAGCCCUCCGACACCCCCAUUAAGGUCAGAUUCACUACCAGAAGAAAAUGCAGAAGACUGCGAAGCUGUCGCGCCCAGAGAACCAACCACUCCUGAGGCAAAAUCCAGAACCAACUGGUUCACAGUAGAGACUGAGUCCAAACAGACUGCUGCGACCGAAAAUAAGAAGCAGAGCUGGUUAAAGCGACAUAUCUCGUUCAAAUUCCAGGUGAAGGACGUGCUGGACAAGGCGCCUGAGGUGGUGAAGAGCCUGCGCAGCAAAGACAGCAGCAUAGUAGAGCGACCUGCAAUAGGGGGCAAACACCUGGUACAAAAGAAGGGUAUGUUGUAUAAGGUGCAAAGUGGACCAGUGGAAGACCUCUUCGGAGAAUACAGUGGGAGAUGGUGUAUUAUUGAACAUGCGAAGUUCCUUUGUUAUUCAGACAAUACUUGCCAACACCUCAGAGAACACUUUACUGCCCAGAAUAUACUCAGCAUACAGUUGUUACAGGAUAAGAAGUACAACUACAGGUACGACAAUGAUGAUCUUUAUUGUUUUGAGCUGAAUGUGACGGGGAAAAGUCGAGGUGGACAUGUGUAUGGUUCAAGGAAUAUCAGUGAGAGAAGAGUGUGGAUGCAGUUAUUAGUCGAAUCACUCACCAAUAGAUUUGCCACCAAAAUCACGACUAAUUUCACUAGAAUGGGAUGGGCAUAUGUCAGAGAAGGAGUAAGUAGUAAAUGGGUAGGGGCAUGGGUAAUUCUAAGUGAAAGAGAAGUAUAUUAUGCAAUUGAUAAUCAGCAAGUGAAGGUGAUUGAUUUGAGAAAGGCCAGGUGUAUUAUAUUGCAACCUUAUCAGGAGACUGAUAACAACCCAAAGACUAACGAUAAAGGUCCGAAUAUGCUUAUCGACUGUCCUGAUUUGGUGCUGUAUUUGAGAAUGUGGACCUCCAGGGAAACAAAGGUGUGGUGUCACAUCAUAAAACUGGAAGCUCACAAUAAUGGAGCUAACUUAGAGCAACAACAGCUUACGAAAAACGAUGUUCCUGUGAUUGUAGAAAAAUGUGUCAACUUCAUAUAUGCGCAUGGGAGUAUGACUGAGGGCAUAUACAGGCGGCCUGGAACUGGGUCUGUAAUAUCAGAGUUAUUAGCGAAAUUUAGAAAAGAUGCGUUUGCAGUGCAGUUGACCAACGAUCAAUACACAGAACAUGAAGUUGCAACUGCACUAAAAAGAUUCUUCAGGGACCUACCAGAACCGCUGCUGGGCAGCAAUCAAAGACAAUACUUCUAUGAAGUAUCUAAGCAUAAUAAUAGAGAAGAACGGAUAAGGAUGUACAGGGCAGCACUGGAUAUGUUACAUAAAGUGUCUUAUAAUACAGCAAGAAAAGUAUUUGGCCACCUGCACUUCAUUAGUACACAGAGUGAGAGAAAUAAAAUGACCAUCGAGAACUUAGCUGCUAUUUGGGGCCCCACUUUGUUACAUUACGAGGAUAAGGAUCCCAUUCCAAAUGUGAACCACAGUCAUCAGUUAGAUACGGAGGUAGUUUCACAAAUAAUAAGCCUCUACAGGUACAUUUUCCCUGAAGAUCCCGGUGAGAUUGAAAAGGAAAGGAUGAUGUUGCAAGUGUUAGAGUCGCACUCAAUUUCUAUGCAAGGAAAAGUGGCGAAGAAAACAGCUGGAGACUUGAGGAUAUGGAUAUUCUUGCAUAAUAAGGAUGGAAAGUCAUUCAAUGUUUCUAUUGAGCCCACAAAAACCGCUUAUGAGGUCUGCAAAGAACUUUGCUGCCAUUUGAAGUUAGGUGUCCAUGAAACUAUAUUAGAAGAGGUGAUUUUAAACGAUAAAUUGAUAAGGCCAAUACACCAUGAAGAAAAGGUACUUGAUGUAGUUUUAAAAUGGAGUUACUGGGAGGAACAGGACAGAAAAGACAACUAUUUGACAAUAGCUCCACUAUCUAAGUAUUGGGAAUACAUCUCCGAUAGUUCCAGACUAUUUAGCCCUGUAUCUGGUGAACUAAAGUUUGCUGACAAUAGGUCGAGAUUAUUCAGACAAUAUACAUUCCAGUUUUCUCAAGGAAAAAUCACCUGUUUCAAGGAUAAAUCGGGUGAACAGAUUUUACACCAAUGGAACAUCGAGGACAUAAUCUACUACCUGGGUCAUGAGGCAAAACGAAGUCCCCCAUCCAGAUGGACAAUGACAUUUAUCGAAGCAAAGACCCAUCCAAUGCGUAGUAAAAGCACGUCCUAUUUCGGUCACGUUUUAGUUUGGAAUGAUGCAGCCGCAAGAGCCAAUUGGCUCAGUUCAAUGUUGAGGGCCAGGUACCCGAAUAACUUAGCACCACCACCAAAUCUGUUGCCUAUUUAAAGCCUUAUUCUUGCCUUAGAAGGUUAUCAAAAGUUGAUAGUUACUGUGCUUAGUGUCUAGUAUACACUAUACAAUGCAACAUAUAGUUAUGGUUAAAGCUCGUUGAGAAUGCCAUUUUAUAGGGUAUUUAAAAAUAGUUAUUUUAAAGUUCGAAUAAUCUUCAUACACUGGCUGUCUUGCUAGCCGUCUUCAAGCAGCCCAAAUGUUAGUAAAGUAAGAUAUGUCUUACAACAUAAUGAAGAAAUUUAGAAUCCUCAAAAUGUAUUAUAAAAAUAUAUAUUUAGUGACAAUGGUGAUGGCACGUUAUGGUUUAGUAAAUUUUAUCGUAAUUAUUUCUAUCCAAAUACUCAUGGCACAGCUUCAGUAACAGUAACAUGUGAAACUCAUCCUGUGGUUUUCAUGUCGAUAAACCUGCAUGUUUGUCUGGCCAAUCAAAUCAAAAUUUUUUGACAUAUAUAUAGAGAGAGAGAGAGAGAAAAUUAUCAUGCCGAGAAAGGUAUAUAACAAAAAUAGGAAAAUAAUGGACACAAUCCGCAAAAAGUGGAUUCGAGCAGAAAAUAGGAUAGGUAACCCGAGCGAUACGUAUUUCUGCUGGUUGGCUUCAUCAGGCCCGAAAUAUACCUUUCUCCGCAUGAUAAUUUUCUCUUUGUAGAUCCUUUGGGCUUGAAGUACCACAGCAAGUGGCUAUAACCGGCCGCGUGGUUGUGGUUAUUUGUCGCCUUGAAAAUUCGAGGUCUUCUAGCCAUUUUAUACUACAAUGUGUAGGUUCGCUCUUGUUGUGGACUUCGUGUGACUUUUUUUCCUCUCCAUCUUUGUUUCCUCAGGUUACACCCGUAUCCGGAUGUAUGGGUAUGUGUCUCUACUUUUGUAGUUGCAUAUGUGCAUUCAUUUCGGGCCUGAUGAAGCCAACCAGCAGAAAUACGUAUCGCUCGGGUUACCUAUCCUAUUUUCUGCUCGAAUCCACUUUUUGCGGAUUGUGUCCAUUAUUUUCCUAUUUUUGUUAUAUACCUUUCUACGCAUGAUAAUUUUCUCUUUGUAGAUCCUUUGGGCUUGAAGUACCACAGCAAGUGGAUAUAACCGGCCGCGUGGUUGUGGUUAUUUGUCGCCUUGAAAAUUCGGGUUCUUCUAGCCAUUUUAUACUACAAUGUGUAGAUUCGCUUUUGUUGUGGACUUCGUGUGACUUUUUUUCCUCUCCAUCUUUGUUUCCUCAGGUUACACCCGUAUCCGGAUGUAUGGUUAUGUGUCUCUACUUUUGUAGUUGCAUAUGUGCAUUCAUUUCGGGCCUGAUGAAGCCAACCAGCAGAAAUACGUAUCGCUCGGGUUACCUAUCCUAUUUUCUGCUCGAAUCCACUUUUUGCGGAUUGUGUCCAUUAUUUUCCUAUUUUUGUUAUAUAUAUAUAUAUAUAUAUAUUAUAUACAGUGUGUUACCACAAUAAACUUAAAUGUCCGUAACAUGCUGAAAUUGCCCGAAGCUAUGAUUACAAAUUUUAAGAUGGCACCACGCAAAACGAGCGCAGCCCAGUGCCGCCUGUGGUGGGCAUAUGCACUCCCAAAAAGACGUCCAGCCCCCCAAAAAGAGAAGCGAGUGUGAGGUUAUCUGACGUUUUUCAAUGUACGUCACGCUUGUCAGAACUGGUGUCGAAACACACCGGUUAAUUGCUAUGUAAUCUUCGACUAAAAUGUUGCAAAUUCAUAGUUCAUGAAGAAAUUGGAGGACAUUUGGAAGCCAUCUUAAAAUUUGGAAUGAUAGUUUCGCGCAAUCUCAGCAUCUUACGGACCUUUCAGAGUAUCAUAGCAACACUGUAUAGGAAUGUGACAAAAAACGACGUGCCACCUGGAAGACAAAUAAAAUUUACUGUAAAAAAGGGUCAAUUUUAUAAUGAAAAAGGUCACUACCAUAAAAGAUUUUAAAUAUGUACAUGAAGUUUUAUUGGCCACACAAACAUGAGGAAUUAGCUUCAGUAGACGUAUACAAAAGUGUGCAUUUAGUAACAUACAAACACUCUAAGGAAACUAUGGAAAUCAUACUUAUAAUAUUACACGUCAUGUGAUAUAUUUGUCGCAUCUAGAAUCUUUACGAUUAAAUCUUAAACGUCAAAGAAUAUAAAAAUCUAUGAUUUGAAAAUCACCAUUCAACAGUUUUGACAAUAAUCGAUCGUGACUUUCUUGUAAUUUAUUUUGAAUAAAAUAGUUACAUGUGCCAAUCUCCCCAAAGGACUACAUCAGAAUUUUAGAAAAUAUUGAAUUUAUUAUAUUUUAAACAAAAUAAUAUGUUUUAUAUUUUAAACAAAAUAAUAUGUUGUUUGAAGAUUUAGGUAUAUUCAAAUAUUAGAGGGGCACGUUGUAUAUUUUGAGAUGCGCAGUAACUAUGCUAGUUAAAACCGGCAACAGUGCACUAUUAGAAAGAGUAGUCCUUCAUUAGAAAGUCGCCGCAUUCAGUUCAUUUGCAAGCAUUUUACAGUGCACGUGGUGUAAGCAAAUUUAAGACGAAACAUGGAGUUGUCUCGAGAGAGUUAUCGCACUAUGAUUUACUAUGACCUUAAAUUCGGUUUAACUGAACAUCAAUGGAUCGAACGGUUACAACAGGCAUUUGGUAAUGAAGCUUCGUUCCGGGCAAGUGUGUUUCGCUGGUAUGCCGAAUUUAAAAGAGAGCGUAUUUCAUUGGCUGUUGAUAACGUAGUGGUAGGCCAUGUUCUAGAGUGACUCCCGAAAACAUGGCUAAAGUUUUCGCUGCACAUAUGCGACUAUAGAGGCAGGCAACUCUUGGGGUAGGAUCCGCAACAGUGCACACCAUUUUGCAUGAUCAUCUUCAUUUAAAAAAAGUUGUUGCGAGAUGGGUAUCACAUCAGCUUACUAAUGUCGCCAGCGUCACAUCAAACAUCCGCCAGAUUUGGCAAUGUGUGACUUCUGGCACUUCGCAAUUUGAAAAAAAAAUCUGCGUGGUCGAAAAUUUUCGACCGACGAGGAAAUCGAUCAAGCUUUUAAUCAGUUUGUUGAAGGCAUUCCAACAACUGAUUAUUUAGAAGCAUUUUAUUUAAGGUCAGGCUACAACAGUGCAUUGAACCUGGAGGAGAAUACUUUGAACAUAAAUAAACUAGUUUUCGAAAAAUAGUUUUUAGUUUUCGUGUAUCUCAAAAUAUAACAUAUAGCGUGGCCCUCGUAUUUCAGGUACUGAUAUGUGCAUUAAUUUCUUAUGGAUAAAACAGUAUUUUUAGGUAAUCAUUUUGUAUACAAUGUGAUUGUUAUUCUUAUGACAUCUUUAUAUUAUAUACCCGAAAAUGUAAACCAUUUUUUACUUUAUGAACUAGUUCUGUAGGAUUUUAAGUACAAAAAAGUGCAAAGUAAAGAC
Messenger RNA from Acanthoscelides obtectus, 7255 nucleotides. The record is from the annotation of a GenBank genome assembly. NCBI's taxonomy places the organism in Eukaryota, Metazoa, Arthropoda, Insecta, Coleoptera, Chrysomelidae.